ACAGGUAUUACAUUUCCAGCACGCUACAUAAUAUCCAGACGUGGUACACAACUGGUGCUGUUUAGACACAAUACAUAUACACCAAACUCAAAAAUAAAACCCGAAUCUCUGAAACGUGAUUGGAAGUGUUCCAUGUAUCACAAGGCAAAAUGCAAGGCUCGUUUGGUCACCAAAUUUACAUCUGCUGGCGAUAUAAUACAUGUAACAUGUGCCAUGCACUCUCACCCCCCUAUGUAUCCUCCAAUGUUUUUCAAGCCACCGCAAUAAGCAAUAACAAAUUAGUAACACAGUGAGUUGUACAAAUAAGUAACAUGUUUUGUGGAAUAUUAAACAAAAAAGCAUUCCCCAUAGGAGUAUUAAUAUUUCUCAGGAAAAUUUAUUAGAACAUUAUUACCAUAAUAACAUACAUACAUUUUCAUACUUAAUUUAUUUUUGUGUAUAAAAAAUUUUGUUUUUAGAGAAAAUUGUUAAAACAUAUUAAUAAAUAUCCAUUUGAGAACGUAAAUUACAUAUAUUAUAUAUUUAUUUUCAUGGUAUUUUCUGUGUAAUAUAUUUAUUUU
Musca domestica (house fly) is the source of this 560-nucleotide messenger RNA. RefSeq lists its product as uncharacterized. The transcript has a single exon. The record is from RefSeq and is a predicted model, not a curated record. Lineage: Eukaryota; Metazoa; Arthropoda; Insecta; Diptera; Muscidae. The annotation marks the transcript as partial.